Molecule: messenger RNA, 1133 nt
Organism: Salmo salar (Atlantic salmon)
Lineage: Eukaryota; Metazoa; Chordata; Actinopteri; Salmoniformes; Salmonidae
Source: RefSeq, a predicted model, not a curated record
AUGCAGAAAAUAAGUAAGAAGGAGAAGAAGAGGAGAAAGGAGGGAGGUGAGUGGCCUGUGCCUGGCUGUCUGAUAACUUCAGUUCGGACUGUGGGACGGCCCCGGGAAGAGGCGCUGCAGUGUCCCACACGCUCUCUGACGUCACGCCAGAGUGCUCACACCCAUCACACUGAACGCCAUUACUGCUGCCAGCAAGGUGGGAGGAGAGCCAAGGUUGCAGACCAGAUCAGUAAAGUCCAGGGGGUCAAGAAGAUUCUAGUGGCUCAACAUGACUGCUACAAAGGACUUUUACCAGAGGAAUUGACUCCUUUGAUUCUUGCUACCCAGAAACAGUUCAACUUCACACACGUCUGUGCAGGAGCUUCUGCUUUUGGGAAGAAUCUCCUUCCCAGAGUGUCAGCCAAGCUGGAUGUUGCAACUCUCUCUGACAUCACCGAGGUCAAAUCUCAAGACACCUUCGUUAGAACAAUUUACGCUGGUAAUGCCCUGGCCACAGUGAAGUGCAAUGAGGAAGUCAAGGUGUUCACAGUGAGGGGAACUUCCUUUGAACCUGCUGCUGUGGAGCGAGGCAGUGCUGCUACUGAACAGGUUGCCUCACCCUCUCCUGCGGGGAUGUCAGAAUGGCUUGAGCAGAGCCUGACCAAGAGCGAUCGACCAGAGCUCACUAGUGCCAAAGUGGUGGUGUCCGGAGGACGAGGGCUGAAGAGCGGUGAGAACUUCAAACUGCUGUACGACCUGCAGGAUGUUGUGAAUGCAGUGGGGGCUUCCAGAGCUGCUGUGGAUGCUGGCUAUGUCCCCAAUGACAUGCAGGUUGGCCAGACUGGCAAGAUUGUAGCACCUGAACUCUACAUCGCAGUGGGCAUCUCUGGAGCUAUUCAGCACCUGGCUGGGAUGAAGGACAGCAAGAUAAUCGUUGCCAUCAACAAAGAUCCAGAGGCACCUAUUUUCCAGGCUGUUCCUGAGAUGACUGCAGCAUUGAAGAAGUGAUCGCCAUCAUGAUCCAACCAAGAUCCUAUAAUACUCCGAAAUCUGAAGACGAAACAUUAACCCCUUAUAAGCUGCCAGUUUUAGCUACCCAAAAGAAAAUCCUGCCUUAAACUGCAUUUCAUGCUUCUUGUGCAUUUUGAAAUGGG